Messenger RNA from Enhydra lutris kenyoni (northern sea otter), 1251 nucleotides. RefSeq names its product hepatic and glial cell adhesion molecule (gene HEPACAM). The record is from RefSeq and is a predicted model, not a curated record. NCBI's taxonomy places the organism in Eukaryota, Metazoa, Chordata, Mammalia, Carnivora, Mustelidae. The transcript is spliced from 7 exons. The coding region runs from base 1 to 1251 and encodes 416 amino acids.
AUGAAGAGAGAAAGGGGAGCCCCAUCCAGAGCCUUCAGUGCCUUGAGCCUCACUCCUUUUGUCUACCUUCUUCUGAUCCAGACAGAGCCGCUGGAGGGGGUGAACAUCACCAGCCCGGUGCGCCUGAUCCAUGGCACAGUGGGGAAGUCAGCCCUGCUCUCCGUGCAGUAUAGCAGCACGAGCAGUGACAAGCCCGUGGUGAAGUGGCAGCUGAAGCGGGACAAGCCAGUGACCGUGGUACAGUCCAUUGGCACAGAGGUGAUUGGCACCUUACGGCCUGACUACCGAGACCGCAUCCGCCUCUUCGAAAAUGGCUCCCUGCUUCUCAGUGACCUGCAGCUGGCCGAUGAGGGCACCUAUGAGGUUGAGAUCUCCAUCACGGAUGACACGUUCACUGGGGAGAAGACCAUCAACCUCACUGUGGAUGUGCCCAUUUCCAGGCCACAGGUGUUAGUGGCUUCCACCACUGUGCUGGAGCUCAGCGAGGCCUUCACUCUGAACUGCUCGCACGAGAACGGCACCAAGCCCAGCUACACCUGGCUGAAGGAUGGCAAACCCCUCCUCAAUGACUCGAGAAUGCUCCUGUCCCCUGACCACAAGGUGCUCACCAUCACCCGCGUGCUCAUGGAGGACGAUGACCUGUACAGCUGUGUGGUGGAGAACCCCAUCAGCGAGGGCCGCAGCCUGCCCAUCAAGAUCACCGUGUACAGAAGAAGCUCCCUCUACAUCAUCUUGUCCACAGGAGGCAUUUUCCUCCUUGUGACCUUGGUGACAGUCUGUGCCUGCUGGAAACCCUCCAAAAAGAAGAAGAGGAAGCUGGAGAAGCAGAGCUCCCUGGAAUAUAUGGACCAGAACGACGACCGUCUGAAACCAGAAGCGGAUACCCUCCCACGGGGCGGCGAGCAGGAGCGGAAGAACCCCAUGGCUCUGUAUAUCCUGAAAGACAAGGACUCCCCGGAGCCCGAGGAGAACCCCGCCCCGGAGCCUCGGAGCACCACUGAGCCCGGCCCGCCGGGCUACUCCGUGUCGCCGGGAGUACCCGGCCGCUCGCCGGGGCUGCCCAUCCGCUCGGCCCGCCGCUACCCGCGCUCCCCCGCGCGCUCCCCAGCCACCGGCCGGACACACACGUCGCCACCCCGGGCCCCGAGCUCGCCCGGCCGCUCGCGCAGCGCCUCGCGCACACUGCGGACUGCGGGCGUGCACCUGAUCCGCGAGCAAGACGAGGCCAGCCCGGUGGAGAUCAGCGCCUGA